AUGUUGACGACGAAGAACUCAAUGGCAGCAAUAGAAGGGUUGAUGCUUGAUGAUGUGAUCCAACGUUUGUUGGAAGGUAGGCGUGGAGCGCGACAAGUGCAACUCUCAGAGGCCGAGAUUCGCCAACUUUGCCUUGAUGCCAAGCAUAUCUUCUUAGGACAACCCAACCUCCUCGAGCUUCAUGCCCCCGUCAAGAUUUGUGGUGAUAUACAUGGGCAAUAUCUUGAUCUUCUAAAGUUGUUCGAAAAAGGUGGUUUCCCUCCACAAUCAACCUAUUUAUUUCUUGGAGAUUAUGUCGAUAGGGGGAAACAAAGCUUGGAAACCAUAUGUUUACUUCUAGCAUAUAAGAUCAAGUACCCUGAUAAAAUGUUUCUUCUACGUGGAAAUCAUGAAGAUGCAAAAAUAAAUCGAGUUUAUGGAUUUUACGAUGAGUGCAAAAGGAGGUUCAAUGUUCGUCUAUGGAAAACAUUCUGUGAUUGCUUUAAUUGCUUGCCGAUGGUCGCACGAAUUGAUGAAAAGAUAUUGUGUAUGCAUGGGGGGCUUUCACCAGAACUAGAUAGAUUGGAUCAAAUUAGAGAGAUUGAAAGACCCAUAGAAAUUCCUGACUAUGGCCUUCUUUGUGAUCUGCUUUGGGCUGAUCCUGAUCCUAAGAGUGAAGGGUGGACUGAGAGUGAUAGGGGGAUUUCGGUCACUUUCGGUGCUGAUAAACUCGAAGAGUUUCUAGCGAAGCAUGAUCUUGAUCUUAUAUGUCGUGGCCAUCAAGUUGUCGAGGAUGGGUAUGAAUUUUUUGGAAAUCGAAAAUUAGUUACUAUAUUUUCGGCACCAAACUACUGUGGAGAGUUUGAUAAUGCAGGAGCAUUGUUGAGCAUAGAUGAGAACCUAUUUUGUUCAUUUGAGAUAUUGAAACCCCAAGAGUUGUCAUCCACUCCGGGUAGCUCUCAUGGAGGAAAACCACCGAAGAAGGUAUUUAACCGUUACUAA
Messenger RNA from Zingiber officinale, 981 nucleotides. RefSeq names its product serine/threonine-protein phosphatase PP1-like. The record is from RefSeq and is a predicted model, not a curated record. Gene Ontology annotation, molecular function: protein serine/threonine phosphatase activity. Gene Ontology annotation, cellular component: cytoplasm; nucleus. NCBI's taxonomy places the organism in Eukaryota, Viridiplantae, Streptophyta, Magnoliopsida, Zingiberales, Zingiberaceae. Bases 1 to 981 code for a protein of 326 amino acids. The transcript is spliced from 3 exons.